Messenger RNA from Ochlerotatus camptorhynchus, 954 nucleotides. RefSeq lists its product as uncharacterized. Bases 1 to 954 code for a protein of 317 amino acids. NCBI's taxonomy places the organism in Eukaryota, Metazoa, Arthropoda, Insecta, Diptera, Culicidae. The transcript has 3 exons. The record is from RefSeq and is a predicted model, not a curated record.
AUGCAAUUGCUGAAUGCAAUCGUAUAUUUCAUCAUAAUGCUAACCGCCAUCACAGGUGAUCAAACGUGCUCUCGACAUCGUCGUCGCAUUAAACACCGCUUCCAUGCACUGCGCCACUGUCAGAGAUCCAAUCGAACCAUAGUUGGCUUGAUCAAUACCGAAACCGUAGCGGAAUGUGCCGAAUACGCCCGGAAGAAGCGUGGAAUGGCAUUCAAUUUCGGUCCCAAGAAUCGGAACGACACGAACCUGUUCGAUGUGCUGAAAGCUCAACAAGCGAUUAAAGCAAACCGAUCAGCCAUUGUUCCGAAGGGAACGGACACCAUCACCACCGAUCCAGAGGAAUUUUUCAACUGCCAGGUUCUGGAAUGUCCCGAGAAUCAGCACCUCUCGACGAUUGUCAACGAUACCCGGUUCGAUUACUACAGUCUGUACACGAGACCACUCCCUUCCGGGAAUGUCACGUGCCUCCCGUCGGUCGGAAUGUUCGUCUUCAGCGAUCGCAAAGUCAAUUACUCCCUAGCGUCGAACGAAUGCCGAUCGUUGGGUGGCAGUUUGGCUCACGUGGCCAGUGAAGUGAGAACCAACAUGCUGUCGAAAAUGGUGGCCACCGAAGGCCCUAUGCUGAAGAAUGCUACCAACAAAACUGAAAGAGCUUACGUUGGGUUGAAUGAAACGAUCAAGGGGAUGUUCCUUACGUCCGGGAACGAGCCGUUGGAUUGUUUCCUGUACCGAGCAUGGUCGCCCGGGCAUCCAAGCAAAACUCGCCAACCGGGCUGCGUAGCCAUAACUUCAAAUAGCUCCUGGACCGUCCAAAGCUGCAACAAAUCGAUUCGAUUCAUCUGUGAAUUGCACACAUCAGGACCUCCGGUGCAUGCCGCUCGGCUAAAACAGAAAUGUUCCCUCAAACGUCCCAACAAUCGAAUCGCCCCCAGUAGACGCGCUGUGCCACCAUGA